This is a messenger RNA of Chaetomium strumarium, 327 nucleotides long. Its product is annotated as transcription factor Pcc1-domain-containing protein. NCBI's taxonomy places the organism in Eukaryota, Fungi, Ascomycota, Sordariomycetes, Sordariales, Chaetomiaceae. The transcript has 2 exons. The record is from RefSeq and is a predicted model, not a curated record. The coding region runs from base 1 to 327 and encodes 108 amino acids. Gene Ontology annotation, cellular component: EKC/KEOPS complex.
AUGGCAGUGGAGACACCCGUCGAAUUCCCUUGCGCCUUGACUCUCGACGUCCCCUUCCCGGAUGCGCGACUUGCUGGAAUCGCGCUCCGGGUACUCAGGGUGGAUAAAGAACUUUCAAACCUUGUAACACGAAAUCUGUCAACCGUCGCCAGCGAAGGUUCAUCAAAGCAGACCGUCUUGCGCGUCGAGUACAGGGCCGCCACAAACCGGAUGCUGCGCGUCGCUGUCAAUGCCUUUCUUGACAACGUGGCCUUGGUGACGGAAGUCAUGGGAGGGCUAGACGAGGACGUGAUAGAUGCACCGCAGCCACAAGGCGAGAGCGGUUGA